Molecule: messenger RNA, 749 nt
Organism: Zingiber officinale
Lineage: Eukaryota; Viridiplantae; Streptophyta; Magnoliopsida; Zingiberales; Zingiberaceae
Exons: 5
Coding region: 65-484 (139 amino acids)
Cellular component (GO): chloroplast thylakoid membrane
Source: RefSeq, a predicted model, not a curated record
GUUGAAUAAUUAAUAGCACGAAGUCUACCACAUCCACAUCGCCGCUGGCCGCUCGCCGCUGACGAUGUUGUCUCUUCCGAUCUCCGGCGGCCCUCCGUUCACCAGCUACGUUUCUUCCGCAUCCAGAGCAUCCCGCAGCCGGAUUUUGCAAAGCAGACAACAGGCAAAUAUGGUACUGUGGAUAAGCAAAAAACAAAGGUUACUGGCUUUUGUAAAUGCAAAUACAUCACAGGGAAAAGGAAGUUUUGAUGAUCCGGUCAUAAUGGUUGAUCCUGUAGAAGCCAAACGAUUAGCAGCAAAACAGAUGCAAGAAAUCAAAGCCAAAGAAAAACUCAAAAGACGCCGCCAAGCUGAAGCAAUAAAUGGGACACUCGCGAUGAUCGGCCUCACGGCAGGGUUGGUUAUUGAAGGACAGACCGGAAAAGGGUUACUGGGCCAGCUUGCUGGAUACUUGGCGGCCUUCAUAAGCUUGUUCAUUCAAUAGCAUUAUUUGCCAAACUCAGAUUCGCAGAAAACAGCAAGGCUCUUACUUUCUUGACUUGCAAGUGAAUUGAUGGAACUUUAAAGAGGAUGUUAAAGCUUGUUUUCUUUUGGAAUAGCAAGUGAGCCAAUGUAACACUCAAGGAGAACAUGAAAUUGGUGUUCACCGAGAGUUCUCGGGCAGGCUAACAAUAUUGUAUAAACGCAAAAAAAAAAUACUCUCAGAUACCCGUAUCCAUUAUUCACAUGAUUGAGAAAUUGCUCAUGAA